Messenger RNA from Jatropha curcas, 1163 nucleotides. RefSeq lists its product as uncharacterized. The record is from RefSeq and is a predicted model, not a curated record. Lineage: Eukaryota; Viridiplantae; Streptophyta; Magnoliopsida; Malpighiales; Euphorbiaceae.
AUCCAACAUGCAAAGCAGCUUGUAAUUAUCCUUUUAAUUACUAUCCAUCUUUCUAAACUUUCUUCUUCUUCCUCCAUUACUGCUUUUUAUAGUAUCUGAUUCUACAGUUUUAGUUGCUUCUGUAUAACAUAAUAAGGCCCCAAAUAUCCAAUACCUAUUCAGGAUUUGGUAAUAUUUGAUUAUUGUUUUCAACAAUGUGCAUAGCUGCAUUUAUUUGGCGAGCUCACCCUCUCUACCCGUUAAUUCUGGUGCAAAACAGAGAUGAAUAUCACAACAGGCCCACAGAGCCAGUGGCAUGGUGGGAUGGGUCUGAUAUAUUGGGAGGGAGAGAUGCUAUAGCAGGAGGAACAUGGUUGGCUUGUUCAAGGGGAGGGAGAGUUGCUUUCCUAACAAAUGUUCUGGAGCUCCAUGCCCUCCCUGAGGCAAAGAGCCGUGGGGAACUUCCUGUCCUUUUCUUGGAGAGCCCAAAGACUCCAAAAGAAUUUGCAGAGGCACUGGUGAAAGAUGCUCAUCACUACAAUGGGUUUAAUCUGAUAUUGGCUGACAUUUCAUCAAAAACAAUGGUAUAUAUUUCCAACAGACCCAAAGGUGAACCAAUCGUUAUUCAAGAGGUUUCUCCUGGCAUUCAUGUCCUUUCAAAUGCUAAGCUUGAUUCUCCCUGGCCCAAGGCACAACGCCUGGAAGUAAAAUUUAAGGAACAGCUUGAUAAAUAUGGUGAGGGGGAAAUACAGGUUGAAGAGAUGGUGGAGAAGCUGAUGAAAGAUAGAGUCAAAGCUGAGAAAAGCAAGUUGCCUGGCAUUUGUUCUCUUGAUUGGGAAUAUAAUCUAAGCUCCAUAUUUGUUGAAGUGGACACUCCACUGGUAUUUAAUCACAGGGGUGCUAUGGCACAAGAAGCACUAUUGCGCUGACAGUAAGAGAAAAUGGAGAAGUAAGCUUGUAUGAAACUUAUCUUGAAAAUGAUGCGUGGAAGGAGCAUACUGUUAAUUACUGCAUUUCAAAAGCCAAAGUAUUUUGAGACAGUUAAGCCUAAAUCAGAGAUGAACCUAUCUCUUUAUUGUAUUCUUCAUGUUAGUUUGUCGUUCUCUGUCAAUUCAGGGUGACAGAUAAAUCACAUCCAUUAUUUACAUUCAAAUUUAUGAAAUAUUAGCGUAUUUGACAAUGAA